Molecule: messenger RNA, 2175 nt
Organism: Trematosphaeria pertusa
Lineage: Eukaryota; Fungi; Ascomycota; Dothideomycetes; Pleosporales; Trematosphaeriaceae
Product: HET-domain-containing protein
Exons: 1
Coding region: 63-1949 (628 amino acids)
Source: RefSeq, a predicted model, not a curated record
CCGCUUUCUCACUUCCACUCCAGUACGCACCGUUUGCGUCUUUGAACAACAGCCACUAUAGAAUGGAGCACCAGUCUAGCGCCGAACAGACGCGGGAUGACGGCCCCACUCUCGUCCAGCCCCGUGCACCCUCCUUUUACCAACCCUUGAACGACUCCGAAAACCAGAUCCGCCUGCUGGAGCUCCUCCCUGCGGACGAUACCGAGGACCCGGAUACUCUACGAUGUACGAUUCGGCACUGCUCGAUCGACGAGAGCCUGGUCUAUAGGGCGCUAUCCUACGUCUGGGGCGAUCCAAAGAUAACGCGACGAAUCCUGGUCGAUGAUCGCGAAGCCCAAGUCACGACUAAUCUCGCCGAUGCAUUGUUUCAGCUUCGCAAGGAUGGAGUCAAGAGCCUAUGGAUAGACGCGUUGUGUAUCAAUCAGAAGGACGAUGUCGAAAGAAGCCACCAAGUCCAGAAGAUGAAGAAGAUAUACGAGAGCGCGGUUGAAGUCAUUGUUUGGCUCGGCGCUGGAGACGACUUAAGUGACCAUGGGAUGAAGAAGAUCAGAAAAUUAGCCAUACUAGCCUCGUGCUUCAACAUUCCAGACAUCUGCGGUCUGCAUUUAUUUCAGAUGACAGCCAAACAGCGGCUUGGGCUAGGGCAACAUGCCGUGCGAUGUGUUCAACUAUCCAGAAUACUGGACAAGGAGGCCGAACAGUCGAUAAUCCAAUUAAUGCACAGACCAUAUUGGCGACGUGCAUGGGUUAUUCAAGAAGUCCUGGUAGCAAGAACAGCGGUAUUGAAAUGCGGUAACGCAGUAGUACCUUGGACUGAACUAUGCGCUGCAAUAGCACUUCUUUCGUGGCGGGAAGACGUUCUACAUGACGGCAGCGAGGCAGGGGACGGGAUGUCUAGAGCUGCGAACCUGUAUUUUUCGAGACGACCGAUUGUGGCUCUACAAGAGAUUUAUCGACGCUGCAGUGUGGGUUUAAAUCUGGCAAGUGUAAUGAGAUUUACUUGCAAUGAGUCGCACCUGGAGGCGAGCGAGGCGAAAGAUCGGAUCUACGCAUUUCUCGGCCUGCUCGACGAAGAAGCCAGCGAUGCCAUCACCAUAGACUACACAACACCGGACGCUGCCGUCUUCGCACAGGCUACGAGGCAUUUACUUGUUCGAAGCGGGUUAGAAGUACUGCUGUUUUCCGGUCUCGCUCAUCGAAAAUCCGAUAUAGAUUGUCCCAGUUGGGUGAUAGACUGGAGACACACAGGGAUCAAACCCGAACAUUGGAUUUCUAUAGUGAUUGGCUCCUACGAGUGGCCGGGGUUGACGAGUCAACGGAUAGGGGAGACUGAGUUGCUGUUAAAUGGAGCCAGGAUCGAUGCAGUGGAUCGGGUAUUGCAUUUCUCGGGUGCGUUACCAGACGUACCAGUUAUGGUGAAUGCGGUCAAGGUUCUGUUCAAAGGGAGACCAUCCUCGCUGCCUGUUCGAGAAGCGAUUGCGCAGGUUGUCUAUCCCUAUUUAUGGGCGUGGAGACAGUGGCACAGGGAACUAUACACGGUGACAAUGAAGGCCCUCUUUCAGCGAGGAGAGUCGCACUGCACAAAGACCCGAGAGCACGCUCAGGCUGAGGCUAGAAAUUCGCGACGGCCAGUGCAGGGCGACGAAAAUCUUACUGGGCAAGAAGGUAUGGAGAGAGAAAGACAAGACGGCCUACGUUCAGUCCUUCAGAACCAGCCUAUCGGCAAUCGCCACAUCUUCAUCACCACGAAUGGAUAUCUGGGUAGUGCACCAGAUGCUACUCAGGUCGGUGAUGUGGUCUACAUGCUCGAAGGCUCGACAAUACCCUUUUUGCUUCGACGAGGAGAUGAAAAUAGGUUUCAACUCGUGAGCAGCGCGUACGUAUAUGGGAUGAUGGGAGGGGAUUUUUGGGAGAGUAAUCCUCUAGUUGAGGAGAUUGUGUUAUUCUGAUGGUUUUGAAGGGCUGGUAGGGUUUAGCAUGAGGAGUAUCUCUAUCCCGAGGUCGUAAAGGAAGGACGUGAUGGAGAGGACAGUGGGGAGCUUGUGAGGAUUCAGCGCUCCGUAGGGACAUUAGCGGAUACGAUUUUUGAAUGAUGCCAAUACGUCUCAUUGUUCAGUAUCAGCUUCUAUGGUAAUUGCUAGCCCUGGAGAGCAGAUGUGUAGCUCACCGCGCUUC